Oncorhynchus kisutch (coho salmon) is the source of this 2765-nucleotide messenger RNA. RefSeq names its product single-stranded DNA-binding protein, mitochondrial. Bases 1285 to 1731 code for a protein of 148 amino acids. Gene Ontology annotation, biological process: positive regulation of helicase activity; mitochondrial DNA replication. NCBI's taxonomy places the organism in Eukaryota, Metazoa, Chordata, Actinopteri, Salmoniformes, Salmonidae. The record is from RefSeq and is a predicted model, not a curated record. Gene Ontology annotation, cellular component: mitochondrial nucleoid. The transcript is spliced from 7 exons. Gene Ontology annotation, molecular function: single-stranded DNA binding.
CAGCUCCCACCUGGGCCAGCACCUCCGCACGGAGUACAGAGAGGAGUUCAGGUAUUAUGUGAAGCUGCCCUGUGUGGAGGAGAAGUUGCCCCCCGACUACCCCAUCAGCCAGCCUGCUCUACGCCUCGUCUCUCAACUGCUGGGACUUAUCAUACAGAAGUCCUGACCACAUACACCACAUGAAUUUCCUUGAUUCAUAGACAGAAGUACUUAUUGUCAUAUAUUUUUUAGAAGUAUACUGUAUAUCCGGGUUUCUUAAACUAUGGGUCGGGACCCAAAGUGGGCCCUGUGCAUGUGAGAUGUGGGUAGUGAGAUAUGAGAAUACAGCUACAAUCACAUUUCUUCUUAAUUUGGGUCGUUGGGGGACGAUUUGGGUCACAGCGGAUGGUCAAUUGGAUGGUCAUAUACUCUAUCAAACUCUCACAGAACAUAGGGACAGGACAUUGCUCUGGGAAGGUGUGCCUUUGUCUGAGUGGUGUGUGCUUUCUGAAGGACCUUAGAAGUUUCCCUUUACACCUGGUGAGAGGUACGAUGCGAGGCAUCUCUCUCUCCUCUUCUCUCCUACACAUGGCCUUGUUCUCAGGUUAACUGUCAUGUAAUGGCAGUCAGAAUGGUCAGAUUGGUUGUAAUAAAAAUGAAUCAAUGUAAUCAAGAUACUGCAUAAUUCACUUUCUAGGAUAUUCAGCUUACACUAGAAAUGAAUAAAAAUGCCACUUGUUGAGCAAAAGGCAUGUUCCAAAGAUGUACCUUAUUACUGUAGUAAAUUAUAUAGGCCUACUGAUUUGUAAGACCCUGUGUUCAGUAUUUACUUAAGACAUAUUUAGACGUAUUUACUUCUGUUUUGAUUCAGAAUUGUAUGCAUUUAUUUAGAUUUUAUUGUAUAUCAUCGUCUGAGUACUCUCUGUGAGCGAAGGAUUGUAACCAAAGGUUUUCUAGAACUUAACGUUGUUAAAUGGCCUAAAAUAAAGAUACUGCCAGCUCUAUUGUUUAUAUCUUGUUUCGCGCAGCUUCGCGGGAGACAACAUCCAUACUAUUUGGAAAUAAAACCUACAGGUUAUGUAAUGUCCCCCACAUAUAUAAUUCGUCAUCAUCAACUUAAAAAUUGUCAUUUGAAAGUAUUUGAUCCAGCCCCAAGUAUGAGCAGAACUGUCUAUUGCCUUCUACAAUGAUCCACGGACCAAUAUUAGCGACGGACCGGAAGCAGCAUGGACUGAGGAUUUCGGUUUCUGCAUCAUUCUGUCUGUCCACUUUACUGCCAUAAAGUACGUCCAGCAAACAGAGGGGAUGUUGAGAAACGGAGCAGCACAGGUUUUCAGACAGCUGAUUAGACACCAGUCUACAGACACCAGCCUGAUCCUGGAGAGAUCGAUUAACCGUGUCCAGCUGCUGGGCCGCGUGGGGCAGGACCCUGUCAUGAGACAGGUGGAGGGACGGAACCCCGUCACCAUUUUCUCCAUGGCAACCAAUGAGAUGUGGCGCUCCGGGGACGUGGAGACGUCCCCCGCAGGAGAUGUCAGCCAGAAGACGACGUGGCAUCGUGUGUCAAUCUUCAAGCCUGGUCUGAGGGAUGUGGCCUACCAGUAUGUCAAGAAAGGGUCGAGGGUUCUGGUGGAGGGGAAGUUGGAUUACGGGGAGUACGUAGACAAGAACAACGUCAGACGCCAGGCUACCACCAUCAUUGCAGACAACAUUGUAUUCUUAAGCGACAACAUUCGAGGGAGGGACCAAUGAAGGAAGUGGCACUCUUCAUCUAGGAGGAAGACUGAAGCUCUUUCUGUGUAGCUACUCUAGUGUCUAUAUAUCAACUGACUGUUGGAGCUGUGUGCCUGCUAUCUAAAUGGGACGGCACACAGAGUAAAACCUCUCUGUUGACUGUAGAGAAUGAUAGAGGACUAUCUGUCCCUUGUCGGUGAGUGCACGGGCAGCUCCAUUGAGUCCAUCUCCAUUUUGAAGUAGUCAAUUUUCUUCUACUACUUCUGAGUUGGUAAACAAACUGAAAGGGUUUGUACUGCCACCUAGGGUGUGUUGUUGGAACAGGUAUAAACCCAAGGUUGGGGAUAACCUGCAGUUAUGGAAUGUUUGCUCACGAGUAUAAUUAAUUGGCUGAUGACCUGGAUUGAAUUAUGUGAUCCUUCCUUAACCCAUAGGAGGUACCAUCCAAUUGACUACUUCAAAAUGGUCAAUGUCCUCAAUGGCACUGUCCAUGCUAAAACAUGCUUAUGAGUAUUAAAGUACUCUAUCAUUCUCUGAGUGCGCCAGGGUAUACCUAAACGUGUGGUUACACGUAUGUAUUUUAGCCACCAAAAUUAUGUUACUAAUCUUAGUUUACGCUCAUUUGUGGUAUUAUUGGUGGAGUACAACUAAUGGAACUGCAGUUCAAUGCAGGAAGAAAAGGAUCAUGCCUUAAAGGUGAGGACUUACGCUUGUUUCCCCAGAGAAGCCAAAUCACAGAUGAGAAAAAUAAAUGGGUGAUGUGUGACUGACAUAAGGCUGAACCCAAAACUAUGACUGUGCCAGUUUCAUAUUGAAUGUUAUACCACCUGUUUUCUUCUAAGCAUGUCUUUCUGUUCUAUUUCAAAGAUAGUUUGAAACUUGUAACUAUUUGUUUAUUUUCGGUUUCAUUCCACUUUAAAGUUGUUGUUUUUUCCCUUCGGAAACCAGACACCAGAUUCUCACCUCCAUUCUGUCUGGGCAAAUGUUGUACGCAUGUUGUUUUAAUGUACUUGUAUGUAUCAUGUAGAAUAUAAAAAAUCUUCCCACCAGAA